GGCGAGAGGCUAGCCCGGCUCCCUCACCCCAGCCCCCUCCUCGCCCGUCGCACCUGCCCCGCCUCUCGGACCGGAGCCGGCUCGCUCGGCGCAGGCGCAGCAACGCGGCCGCGAGGCCGAGGGCGACCAAAGCAACAUCGGCCUCCACGUUCUCUGACAGUAUCCGCGCUGGGCAGCGGCCCCGCGGGCUGCGCGUCGUAAUGGGCUCGGGCUGGAGCAGCGAGGAGGAGCGGCAACCGCUGCUGGGACCCGGGCUCGGGCCUGCGCCGGGGGCUGCUUGGAGAAGCAGGGAGGAGGCGGCGGCGGCGGCGGCGGCGCUGCCCGCGGCAGCCCCGAGUCCCGGGAGGGUGUACGGGCGCCGCUGGCUCGUGCUGCUGCUCUUUUCGCUGCUGGGGUUCGUGCAGGGCCUGGUCUGGAACACCUGGGGCCCCAUCCAAAACUCGGCGCGCCAGGCCUACGGCUUCUCUAGCUGGGACAUCGCGCUCCUCGUGCUCUGGGGGCCCAUCGGCUUCAUGCCCUGCUUCGCGUUCAUGUGGCUCCUGGACAAGAGAGGUCUUCGGAUAACUGUGCUUCUGACAUCCUUCCUUAUGGUUUUGGGAACUGGUCUAAGAUGCAUACCUAUAUCAGACUUAAUGCUUAAAAGAAGACUAAUCCAUGCAGGACAGCUGUUAAAUGGAUUGGCAGGUCCGACUGUAAUGAACGCAGCUCCAUUCCUCUCCACAACGUGGUUCUCUGCAGAUGAGCGGGCCACUGCCACAGCUAUUGCAUCAAUGCUCAGUUAUCUUGGGGGAGCAUGUGCAUUUUUAGUUGGACCACUUGUUGUUCCAGCUCCCAAUGGGACGGCGCCUCUUCUUGCUUCAGAGAAUAGCAGGGCCCACAUUAAAGAUCGCAUAGAGACUGUAUUAUAUGCAGAGUUUGGAGUUGUCUGCUUACUAUUUUCUGCAACUCUAGCUUAUUUCCCACCACGACCUCCUCUUCCUCCCAGUGUUGCUGCAGCUAGCCAGAGGCUGAGUUAUCGGCGGAGCUUUUGUAGAUUAUUAAGCAAUUUGAGAUUUUUGAUGAUUGCUUUAGCAUAUGCCAUACCACUUGGCGUAUUUGCUGGCUGGUCUGGAGUUCUGGACUUAAUUUUAACACCAGUGCAUGUCAGCCAAGUAGAUGCUGGCUGGAUUGGAUUUUGGUCCAUAGUUGGAGGCUGUGUUGUUGGAAUAGCUAUGGCAAGGUUUGCAGAUUUUAUCAGGGGUAUGCUGAAACUAAUUCUUCUCCUCCUGUUUUCUGGGGCUACACUAUCAUCCACGUGGUUCACCCUGACCUGUUUGAACAGCAUCACACACCUGCCUUUAACCACAGUGACAUUGUAUGCCUCCUGUAUUCUCCUGGGAGUGUUCCUGAAUAGCAGUAUACCUAUAUUUUUUGAGCUUUUUGUGGAAACUGUCUACCCAGUUCCAGAAGGAAUUACUUGUGGAGUUGUCACUUUUUUAAGUAAUAUGUUCAUGGGAGUACUUUUGUUUUUUCUCACAUUUUAUCACACAGAGUUGUCUUGGUUCAACUGGUGCCUUCCCGGGUCGUGUUUGCUCAGUCUCCUCCUUAUUCUGUGCUUCAGGGAAUCCUAUGACAGACUCUAUCUUGAUGUGGUUGUCUCAGUUUAAUAGCACAGACUUGAAGGAGUUUUUAAAAAGAGACUGGAAAUCAAUACUGCAUACUGCACAUUUGCUUGGAAUUGCACAUCUGACAGGAAAAAAAAAAGGAGAAGAGAGAAACUUCAUUCAGAGGUUUUGUUAGGUUACAGAUGAUCACAUUAAUUUAAUUACUGCUAGGUAAUAAUAAUGUGGAACUUGAGUGAUAAUAGUGUAUUUAAAAACUGUAUCAAUGGCAUAUGUGUGCCUGAGUCUGGGGUUAGAAGUGUGAUGUCUUACACAGAUAGCACUACCUAGGUAAUUCCCUCUAUGUUUUGUGCCAGUGCUCAACUACUGAUUAAUCGUAACUAUGAGAAGAAAUAAAGGGUGUCUAUUACAUGAAGAUAACUCCUUCCCUAAGCCACAUAUCAGAAUAGGAAGAAAUGCCACUAACUUCUAAUGAAGUUUAAACCCUAUAUCAGAUUUUAAUUAUAAAAUAGCCAAGAGGUGUAUCAAUGAUAGAUAUUAGCCACCUGUACGCUACAUUUUUUUCUAAUAAAGCCAUUUCUUAUAUGACUCCUUAUUUUUAAUUAGAUCGGAAACCUUUGGCCACCUUAAUUAUGGUGAUCAAGUGCUUUCCAGUGACCGCAGAGCACAUACUUUGUGUCUCGAUCUUAACUAAUCCUUGUUUCAGUGAAAUACAAUUUCAUCUGCUAGGCUCUUAAAUGAUUAUAUUAAAUGUGACUAAAUGUUUAAUAUAGUCGCAUUAAAUGCUGUAUGAAAAAUGUAAUUUUGUUACGAUUUAGCACUCUGUUAAAAGUGAAAUGACAAAUCCCAUAGAACAUCCUGUGUCUUCUGGCAGAUAUAUAUGUGGUGGCAUGGGAUGGAAAAUCCAGCACCAGCUGUUAUUUACCAGGGUUGCAUUUUAUUAAAUGACCCUUGUUUGAAAAUAACAAUUUAUAGCAUUGAAACUUUCAGAUCUGUUGAGUGAUUUCUGAAUUACUUUCUUGUAUCUCAAUUCAGGUUAUAAAAUAUUCAGUUCUAUAUAGAGUGUAUAUUUGAGAGGGCAGUAUUUUGCCGGUACCUGCCUUCCUUCUGUGGAUGACAGCUUUUACAAAAAUAAUACCCAGUGGACAGCUCUCAGACGUGUAUUUCACUAUGACAUAAAAUAUGCUCUGGGGGCCUCCCUGGUGGCGCAAGUGGUUGAGAGUCCGCCUGCCGAUGCAGGGGAUACGGGUUCGUGCCCCGGUCUGGGAGGAUCCCAUAUGCUGCGGAGCGGCUGGGCCCGUGAGCCAUGGCCGCUGGGCCUGCGCGUCCGGAGCCUGUGCUCCGCAACGGGAGAGGCCACAACAGUGAGAGGCCCACAUACCGCAAAAAGGAAAAAAAAAAAAAUGCUCUGGUGGGGUUAUGAUAUUACCACUAUUCAGAUUUACAUAAUUCCCCUCAUGCUGGAAAAUCAAACACUUUCUCAAAAAGUCAAGAAUGAUGUUUUGUCUUCAUUGUUCUCAGCUUCCUCCAACCCCCUCUCCUUUUUUACUCACUUGAAAUUGUAUCUUCAUUGUCAGCUAAAUAUAUAUUUUAUUUGUCUUCUUCCGAACAGCAGAGUGUAAGGCAGCUCCUUCUAUUAGCCAAGGUGGUGAAGUAUAGUUAAGGGGACCUGGUCAGCACGUAAUUGACUCAUCUCCACACAUUUGCACACACCGUCACACAUAGUCCCAGAUACCCCUCCUUUCCCCCUUGGUAAGUUGAAGGCUAUGCUUUUACUAACCUCGGUCCUAGAGGAGGAUGCUAUUACCGUCAGGCCUUCUAAGAUCCGAAAUUGUGCAACCUGGAAAGUAAGAAAACCCUCAAAUUUAACAUCUGUCUUCAGUCACCUUUAGACCAUCCCCCUUUAUAACCACCCUGCUAAUAACUUAGCAGCCAGAACUGAAAGAACUGAGGAACUUGCUAAAGAGAUGUGAAAGCUAGGCUUAGUUCCUGUUAACUCUGUCAUUCUUCUCAAAUAAAAAUAAAAGGAAAGCAAAGCAGAAUUCUUAAGGAUAAUUGAAAGCCAGCCAGUCCAGGUAUCAAUAGUCCAUGAUCCCGGUGCUAAAAUAACCACCACCCCUUCCUGUUUUAGAAUGAAUCUAGAAAGGUGAGGGAAGAAUUAUGAUGCAUUUGGUUUUAGUUAGAACUGUUGUGUUUGAGGACACUCCUAUAUAAAACUUUGCUAUAAGACUUCUCAUACAGAGCAUUUUAAUUAUGGUUAAUUCUACUUUUAACACAUAGUGAAAACUAACAUUAAAAAAUAUUACCUAAAUGACUGAUUAGUUCAAAGAUAGACCAAAUGGGUAGUGAUUUUAAAUUCUUGCAUUGUACCAGGCACCAACCACUGUUUUUAGCAUACGUGAGAUGAGAUGUGUCCCUUUGUCUCAUUUACAUCCGCUUAACCCCUCCAGCAGAUAAUUGUUCUAAUCACAAGCUACAGCUGUUUUAAAUGAUCAAGAUUUCAUAUACCAAACCUGAUAGAAAGAGAACCAAAAUCUUCUAGGGGUAGGGGGAGGAUUACACAUUUACUUACCUGUAUAUUUCACAAUUUUUUUUUUUUACUUUUGUAUUU
This is a messenger RNA of Mesoplodon densirostris (Blainville's beaked whale), 4212 nucleotides long. RefSeq names its product solute carrier family 49 member 4 (gene SLC49A4). The transcript has 9 exons. Bases 201 to 1646 code for a protein of 481 amino acids. Lineage: Eukaryota; Metazoa; Chordata; Mammalia; Artiodactyla; Ziphiidae. Gene Ontology annotation, cellular component: membrane; intracellular membrane-bounded organelle. Gene Ontology annotation, biological process: transmembrane transport. The record is from RefSeq and is a predicted model, not a curated record. Gene Ontology annotation, molecular function: transmembrane transporter activity.